Molecule: messenger RNA, 1737 nt
Organism: Didymosphaeria variabile
Lineage: Eukaryota; Fungi; Ascomycota; Dothideomycetes; Pleosporales; Didymosphaeriaceae
Exons: 3
Coding region: 1-1737 (578 amino acids)
Molecular function (GO): heme binding; monooxygenase activity; iron ion binding
Source: RefSeq, a predicted model, not a curated record
AUGAAGCUCUUCGCUGCCACCGCCCUCAUCCCUGCGGCACUCGCAGCCUCCAUCACCGCAACCAACAAAUGCACCACCUCCAUCUUUGUCAAACCUGACGCGCAAGGAUUCUCCGGUGCGAUUUCCGAAAUCAAACCAGGUGCGACAUGGACUGGUCCCUUUGAGACCCAGAAAUUUGGCAACGCGGUCAAAUUCUCGAAGAGCAGCACCGAUUUCAGCAAGCCUAUCAGCUUCGACUAUAGUAUCAGCGGCAGCCUGACAUACUACGAUGUGAGCGACGCAGCUGGGGCGCCUUUCAAGCUGGUCGCGAGGGACACGACGGGAGGAGGGCAGACGUGCCCAGAGAUAUCCCUCAAAGUCUUCUACAACAUUUACCUGCACCCACUGCGCACCUACCCAGGCCAAAAAUUAUGGGCUGCAACCCGCCUCCCCUGGACGCACGCCAUGCAAUCCGGUCAAUACCACCUUAAGCUGCAAGAUAUGCAUACCAAGUACGGCCCAGUAGUCCGCGUUGCGCCCGACGAGCUCUCCUACAUCAAUCCGGAAGCAUGGAAAGAUAUCUACGGUAACCGCAAUAUCCCAAAGAACGCUGUAUGGGCGGGCCAAGAAGAAAAAGAGCAUCCUGUCAGCGUUGUGAGCACGAACGAAGAGACGCAUCUGCGAAAUCGACGAGCAUUAACAGGCGCAUUCACUGAGCAUGCUAUCAGUGAACAUGCAUCCGUGCUUGAAGACCUGGUUGGGCUUAUGAUCACGAGGUUCAAGGAACAGAUAACAAGUGGUGAGGGAAGAGCCGUCGUAGAUCUGGUGGAUUGGACAAACUUCCUUACCUUCGACAUUUCGGGCUUACUUUCCUACGGCGAAUCCUUCUCUAAUGUAACCAACGGGCGUGCACAUCCUUGGGUCGAGAUCUCAUGUUCCUUCGGCAAAGGCAUCGCCCUCAUGGCGUCUAUCAAUUUCUUCUCGCCGCUGAACAAGGUGCUAAAGUAUGCGAUGCCCAAGUCGGUCAUGAGAAAGAUGGUAUAUCAUAAGCAAAUUGCGCACGAGAAGUUCCUACAGAGACUGUCCUUGGGAGAAAACAAGGGAAAGCAGGACUAUGUCGGCAGCAUUAUGGCGUAUAACGCGGAGAAAGGCGAGGUCAAGAUCCCGAAGGAUGAGAUUGAGGCGAACAUGACGUUGUUGAUAUUCGCGGGUAGCGAGACAACGAGUACAGCGUUGGUGGCGAUAUUGACGCAGCUGUUGCAAGCUCCCGCCGCGUUGAGAAGGCUGGAAGAAGAAGUGCGUGGAGCGUUUGAGAACGAGGAUGCCAUCCACAUUGGAAGCGUGGCAAAGCUUGAGUAUCUGGAUGCGGUGAUCCAGGAGGGUAUCCGUAUGGGGCCACCAGCUGCAAUAGCGCUACCGAGGCUUACGACCUUCAUCUCAGUAAAUCAAUACCCAGCAUUCCGGUCUCCCAGCAAUUUCACGCAGCCCGAUUCUUUCGUUCCGGAGCGAUUCUUGUCUAACUCACCAUUUCCUUUGGACAGAUUGGACGCAUUCGAACCGUUCCUGAUGGGUCGACACAAAUGCAUCGGGCAGAAAUUAGCCAUGACGAUCAUGAGGCUUACGCUUACGAGACUGAUAUUUGCGUUUGACCUUAAGACUGUGGAAUGUGUGCGUGACUUUGGGAAGCAAAAUACGUACAUCUUCUGGGAGAAGAAGCCAUUGCGGGUGGAGCUAAAGUUGAGGGGCGACCGCGCCUAG